Messenger RNA from Opisthorchis viverrini, 342 nucleotides. RefSeq lists its product as hypothetical. The transcript has 2 exons. Bases 1 to 342 code for a protein of 113 amino acids. The record is from RefSeq and is a predicted model, not a curated record. Lineage: Eukaryota; Metazoa; Platyhelminthes; Trematoda; Opisthorchiida; Opisthorchiidae.
AUGGCUGCCCGUCGAACGUCAAACGCGGUAUGCAAUGCCACGCCUGCAAGGCCUGGUGGCAUUUCAAAUGCACGGCGGGCCGCCACGAGAAUGGUUGCCGGCCUCAAGUCCGUGGACUACGAAACGCGUCUCGCGAUGCUUGAUCUCUUUCCCCUGGAGUACCGUCGCCUCCGAGGGGACCUAAUUCUUACUUACGCCCUGGUUGAACACAGCUUGGCAAACAGGUUUUUUACCGUUGACCCAGCAAACACCGGGACAGGACAUAGUAAGAAAUUAUUCAAGCUCAGGGCACACACGUUCAUUAGACAAAACUUUUUUUCAUUUCGGGUAGUAGCUGCAUGA